Molecule: messenger RNA, 1204 nt
Organism: Aspergillus glaucus CBS 516.65
Lineage: Eukaryota; Fungi; Ascomycota; Eurotiomycetes; Eurotiales; Aspergillaceae
Product: DNA-directed RNA polymerase core subunit RPC19
Exons: 5
Coding region: 355-780 (141 amino acids)
Biological process (GO): DNA-templated transcription
Cellular component (GO): RNA polymerase I complex; RNA polymerase III complex
Molecular function (GO): protein dimerization activity; DNA binding; DNA-directed RNA polymerase activity
Source: RefSeq, a predicted model, not a curated record
CGUUUCUUUAAAGAGUACUCUGUAACAGUUAUCCUAGUUAACUACUCCGCAGGUGCCUCAGGCAAGGCGGUCUGCUAUCGAUAACAUUUUGCGUCCGGAAAUUUUAUCACCGCGAUAGUAUCAGACCAGGUCCUUCAAUAAAUCUACGACGCAUAUUAAUUAAAGAACAGCAUCGAGGAGCUCUCAGACCUGAACGGCCUGGCCAUUGCAGAUAUUCGCCGCGCCCAAGCACAGAAAAUUGAAAGAGCCCGCCGCAGCCGGAGAUAAGAUCGCAUCGCAAAAAAUUCAUCGCCCACCACACCUACACCUCCAAGAAUCCGCAGUCGCAUUCGAAUCAACCAAAUAUAAAUCAAAAUGCCCUCCUCCGUGCACUCCCAAGACCACGACCAGUCCAUGAUGGACGCCGCCCCGCAGGAGCAGGAACAAUACCAGGAGGAAGAUGAUCUUUUGGAGAUGGAGGAGAAGCGCAUAGUCGUUCUCCCUGGCGCCACCGAGACAGCCGCUUCGUUUCAGUUUGAAGGCGAGGGUCAUACAUUGGGGAAUGCGUUGCGGUUUUCGAUUAUGAAGAACCCCCAAGUCGAAUUCUGCGGUUACACCAUUCCCCAUCCUUCGGAGCAGAAGAUGAAUCUGCGGAUUCAGACGACUGAUGAAACCACCGCAACUGAUGCCCUCCAGAAGGGUCUCGACGACCUCAUGGAUCUCUGUGAUGUCGUGACGGACAAGUUCACCACGUCGCGCGACACUUUUAACGCCGCUGAAGCGGACAAGAUGACCUCGUGAUCUUCCUUUCUUCUCUGUAAUAAUACUGUUUUCCCGGCGUUCUCGUUUAUAAAAGUUUCCCAAGGGAUUGGUUAUAAGCGGUUUGUUUUAGUAGAUAUGACUUGAUUUGCAUCAUCACAUAGACGUGUUUGUUUGAAUGAAAAACCGAACUGAACUAAACCGACUAUAUUUACAUAACCCCUCGACCCAUGACACAAUCCCAAUGCAAACUUCACCGCAAUCAAGAAAUCUAAUCUAAUUGCGGCCCUCCAAGAACCCAGACACAAAGUUGGGGGGUAACCGCGCACCGGGGCUUUCCUCUGGCCGGAAGUACUUCAUCACGUGUGACAGCUGCUUCCAGAAGUUGAGUGUUUCCUGGAACUCGGCAUGGCUCUUGAACAAAAGCACAUCAACAGCGCUGAGCUGCUGGACGUAGCGGUGCUUC